UAUAAAAGCUCUGGUCCGAUCAGACGGUCAACAAACCUUAAGGAGUCUCUCCGUUGAAGACGUCCAGAGAAGCUCCGGUGCCAGUGUCCAGAAACAACCAGACAGACCCAGAAGAUGAAGACCUGUCUCAGCCUCCUCCUGCUCUUGCUGGGCCUCUGCCAGGCUCAACCUCCGGUGGGGGAAGAAAAAAGUGUUGAUGAUAUCCUAGAAGACAAUGAGGACAUGGAUAUCAGCACCAGGAUUCUGAUCUCCAACAACGGCUCCAAUGAGAUCCUGCUGGAGGGAGACUUGCUUCUACCAACAACCAGAAACGCCAUGAAGUGUUUUAGGAACAACUGCCUGUGGAAAAAAUCCUCCAAUGGCCUUGUGACCAUUCCCUACACAGUGAGCAGAGCCUACACCUCCGCGGAGAGGUCACGAAUUGUGAGCGCCAUGCAGUCCUUCCACCGGACCACCUGCAUCCGCUUCGUGCCCCGCCGGAACCAGAGGGCCCACAUCAGUGUUCAAAGCGGAGGUGGAUGCUACUCCUCUCUGGGCAGGACAGGAGGCAGGCAGGUACUCUCUCUUAGGAGACCGGGAUGCAUGAACUUCGGCAUCAUGCAACACGAGCUGAACCACGCUCUGGGCUUCAACCACGAGCAGACCAGGAGUGACCGUGACCGGUACGUCAGGAUCAACUGGAAGAACAUCAAUCGAAGCAGUGCAUACAACUUCAAUAGGAAGAACACCAACAACCUGAACACCCCCUACGAUUACACCUCCAUCAUGCACUACGGCAGAAGAGCCUUCUCCAUAAAUGGACGUGACAGCAUCACCCCCAUCCCAAACUCCCGUGUUCGGAUUGGCCAGAGAAGGGGAAUGACCCGGAAUGACAUUCUGAGGAUCAAACGAUUCUAUCGCUGCUAA
This is a messenger RNA of Gadus chalcogrammus (walleye pollock), 906 nucleotides long. RefSeq names its product high choriolytic enzyme 1-like. Gene Ontology annotation, molecular function: metalloendopeptidase activity; zinc ion binding. The record is from RefSeq and is a predicted model, not a curated record. The transcript has 2 exons. Gene Ontology annotation, biological process: proteolysis. NCBI's taxonomy places the organism in Eukaryota, Metazoa, Chordata, Actinopteri, Gadiformes, Gadidae. Bases 115 to 906 code for a protein of 263 amino acids.